AUGGCAGAUAAACAACCCCAACUAAAUGGUACGUAUUACGGCCCCACGAUUCCUCCGGCGGAGGCGCCACGUCCCCGCCGCCACAGAAAUUGCUGUUGCUGUCUCUUCAGCAUCUGCUGGAAGAUUCUCCUCGCACUCAUAAUCUUCCUCGUCAUCGUAUUCAUCAUCUUCUACGCCGUGCUCCAGCCACAGGCCUUUAAGCUGUACGUCUCCGUGAUAAAUCACUCCGACGCCACGCUCACGCAAUUCAACUACACCUCUAGCGACAACACGCUCCGUUAUAACCUCGUCCUCAACUUCACGGCAGGGAAUCCCAACAAGAAGCUGGACUUCUACUACGAGAGCGUGGAGAGCCAUAUAUCAUACAACGGCGUCACGUUCGCAUCGACAGAUUUGUUGACGUUGCGUGACUCGUUCCGGCAACGCAGGCAGAGCACGAACCUCCUGAACAGCGUUUACAGGGGGAAUUACGAGACAGUGUUGGAUCAGGAUCAGGUGAAGACCUUGGAAGAAGAUGAGAAAAAGAGGGUUUUUCAUUUCUUUGUGAGACUCCACUUUGCCGCUUACUCUAUUAGAGAAUGCGAGCAAUGGUGGAGAACGUAUGCGAUUAGAGACCACGGCGACGGAGGCGUGGCGAACGUGGCGGUGGAGACACGACGAGGGAGGCGCGAGCGAUGGUGGAGACUGAGCAGUGGUGGUGGAGAGCAAAGUGCACACGAAGAAGAAAACAGUUAA
Molecule: messenger RNA, 735 nt
Organism: Vigna umbellata (rice bean)
Lineage: Eukaryota; Viridiplantae; Streptophyta; Magnoliopsida; Fabales; Fabaceae
Source: RefSeq, a predicted model, not a curated record